Diutina rugosa is the source of this 675-nucleotide messenger RNA. Its product is annotated as 5'-deoxynucleotidase. The record is from RefSeq and is a predicted model, not a curated record. Gene Ontology annotation, cellular component: cytoplasm. Gene Ontology annotation, molecular function: 5'-deoxynucleotidase activity. The coding region runs from base 1 to 675 and encodes 224 amino acids. The transcript has a single exon. NCBI's taxonomy places the organism in Eukaryota, Fungi, Ascomycota, Pichiomycetes, Serinales, Debaryomycetaceae.
AUGACCGAAGCCUUCGACGAGAGUGUCGACACGUGGACGCCGGAACUGGCGGUGGACGACCGCAUCCGCCAGCUCCUCGACGACCCGGCUAACUACAUCCACGCGUUCAUCCAGAUCAUCCGCUACCUCAAGACGAGAAAGCGCACCGGGUGGUUGGACCGGGGCAUCGACGCCGCCCACACCGAGCUGAUCGCCGACCACAUGUACCGUAUGGCGGUGCUUGCGAUGAUUGUCCCCCGGGACGACAUCAGCAUCGACACCUGUGUCAAGAUCGCUAUCAUCCACGACAUGGCCGAGCUGUUGGUGGGCGACAUCCCCCCCUACGCCAACGUGUCCAAGGCGGAGAAGCACCGCCGCGAGUACGAGACAAUGAAGUACUUGAGUCUGCUUAUCAAACCCUAUAACCCCAAGUUUGCCGAGGAAUUGGUCGAGUUGUGGCUCGACUACGAGGAGAUCAGAACCAUCGAGGCGCGUUACAUCAAGGAUAUCGACAAGCUCGAGAUGAUCCAGCAGGCGUGGGACUACGAACAGCAGUUUGGCUCCAAGUAUAAUCUCGAGGAGUUCUACGCCGCCCGCCCGCUGAUCAAGACCCCCGAGAUCGGCCAGCUCUGCGAUGACCUUAUCGCCCGCCGUAACGCCUGGAAAGCCCAGCAAGACGCCACGCCUCUGGCCUAA